GUGCUGUGUCCCUGAACCGUUUUCUUUGAGAGAGUUUAUAUCAAGACCCCCAGUGGGGUCUGUACGACUGCACUGCACGAUGAUUCGUCAUGACGAAGAAAACCAUUUGUCCACUGGAACAUGUUACACGUUGUAUUUAGAGUACUUGGGAGGUUUGGUGCCGCUCUUGAAAGGGAAGAGAACCAGCAAAAUACGACCUGAGUUCGUGAUAUUCGAUCCACAGAUGGAAGAUUUCCACCUGAAUUCCGCCGAAUCGAAGUCUUCGUCUUCAUCCACGAACUCAGGAGGCGGUUUCGGAGGGUGCAAUAGUGACACGUCAGAUACGGACAGGGAAGAUGGCUGUACAGGCUCACCGCGGGUGCAGCGCAGAAAGAAGAGGAAGCAUCGAGCGUCGGGAGGGGUGGGUGGUACCGGUGAGAGACCGAUGCAAUGGGUGGAGGCCAGGGACAGCGAGCACGAGCAGGAUUUGGCCUAUGUGGAUACACUGCCGGAGCAAAUUCGCCUAGUUGAAGUAACUUCCAAUAUUUGGGGGACCAAAUUCAAGAUACAUGGCCUAGCGACGUCUGUUCCUGCAAACCUAGGCCAAGUAACGUACAAGACAUCUUUGCUGCAUCUUCAGCCACGCCAGAUGACUUUGGUCAUGACUGAAUUACGAGACGACUUCCCAGCAGGUCCCGACCCAACAUUCAAUCCAAACGUUUUUUCCGAGGACGAAGAAGAGGCGGCGUUGAUAGCAGCGGAGAAGCAACGGAACAGCAAAGCAGCAUGUGGACGUGGUAUGGAUUGCCCUCCUAUUGCUCCCAUGUCACCUCGAGCACCCGGACUGGCAGCCAGACAUAAAAGUGCUUAUAUGGGAACAGAGCAUCUGGUCAGAAAGACAGAUUCACUUAUGUCUAUUAUCAUGAAACAAGACCUGCCAGACAUUCCACAUCACCCGCAACGAUUGAUAGCAGAUACGAGCGAAACGCCAACGACAUCAAGUUGCUCUGAUUAUAUCCGUCCAUCAGCUGUGAUGCCAUCUUGUGGUACAUCGGCAACACCGCAACAUCAUCUGAGACCUGGUAGCGUUGGACUGAUGACGUCUUUUGGACAAACUAAUGGCAGUCAGAGACACGCCAUAUCACCCAUAUGUUGCGAGGUCUCAGUACCACAGCUGCAAUCUCCAAAGAACGCCGUUGCACCAAGUGAUAUAAUAUUCGAUAGACCGCCAGCCUCUACGAUUAUUUCGUAUUCUAAUAGCGAGUACUUCCAAAUUAGACCAUCCAGUUACUCCAGCACAAAUGACCCCAGAAGUAGUAUCAACGGACCUAGCCAAAACGGAACCUCCGCAUGUAGCACCAAUAACGUUACCAGCACCAACAGGUGCACUAGUGGAAGCAGUCAAACUGAGUGUGGUACAAGAUGUGGCAGCGCAAUGAAGAGCUGCAGUGGUAGUAGUGCUGAAAGGCAAGCGUCCAGUUGCGCGAGUAAGGAAUUGAAGUUUAUUGAUGAGGAGCCUAGUACCUCUGGCGCUGAAUCGUCAGAUGUGUGUAGAAAAAUUACUCAUGUAGCUCAGGUGCAGGCACCGCCUUACCUGAUCGACUCGAUGGUCAGAAGUUGCAGUGUAGGAUUUUUGGACACAGUAGAUGCUCACUUAGUGCCUAGUGAUGAAUCACUCCAUCUUCUGUGCAAAGAUAUACCGAAACGCCUAGUAUUAGUCAAUAAGAAGCCUAAGGCCCGUAAGCAGAACCGUCUGAAUGCGAGGCAACUGGAACAGAUCACAAAAGCAACUGAUGCAGGUCUGAAAUUGAAAAGCUGUGGUAAAUCAAAAAGUCUCGAUUCUAGUGAUAUUUUUCCAAAUAGCGAAAAUAGUUCUUUUAGUAUUAUGAAGAACAAGGUAGAAAACAUACCAGAAAUAGAAUCUGUAUCGACAACCAAAUGUCAUAACAUAAAUAGCAAAGCAGACACAAACUCAAUAACGGUGAUCGAGGAGAACUCUAAGAACAGUAACAAUAGUGCCAGCAUCAAUAACAACAAUAACACAAAAAGCACAAAACGCGAUUUCUUUUCAUCGCCACUGAUGAGAAGAAAGAAAGACGAUUCUAUGAACAAUGAGAAAAACAGAGGGAGAAAUAGUCAUAAAAAGGUGAACGCCAAUCAGAGGAUAGAAAACAAUGGAGAACGGAACGGAGUGUCGAUACAUACGCAAGCACUGGCAAACCUGGAGAAGUUGAUAACUAGGUUAAGGGAAGACGACAGCAAAUCACCGCCUGCUAGCCCUAGGCUUCCUAAAAGCUCACCAAGCUCACCUGCACCUAGUAAGAAAGGUGUUAGGCCACAGUCUGCAUCCCCAAUUAGAAGGAAGUUACUCAAUUCCCCUCUACUGGGCAGAAGGAGUAAAAAAAGUAAAACUCAAGAGAGCUCUGACGAUGAAGUAAAUGCUUCUGGAGAUGAAAUCUUCAAUGGCACAAACUACAAGGAUUUAGAGACCUUUCAGAAAUCUCAGUUAAGGCAAAAGCUCAAGCGAGGAAGGAUAGAGCCAAAUGGUAGCAGUAACUGCAACAACCAAACAAUACCUCAGAGAAGAGAAUUUGUGAUGCACAACAAAGCUCCCAUGUGGAACGAGAACAGUCAAGUGUAUCAGUUAGAUUUUGGAGGAAGAGUUACACAGGAGUCUGCUAAAAAUUUUCAAAUUGAGUUUAGAGGAAAACAGGUGAUGCAGUUCGGACGGAUCGAUGGGAAUGCUUACACCUUAGACUUUCAGUACCCGUUUUCGGCACUCCAGGCGUUCGCGGUAGCUUUAGCUAAUGUUACCCAAAGACUUAAAUGAUUUCCGUCGAGAAAGACGAAAAACUAUCGCCAUCGCAGUAUCGAUUUUCUAAACAGUCUACAGCGUUUUAUAGGAAAUUUUUCGACAGUGUCUUCUGCUUAUGCAUGUCUUAUUUUGACAGCUCUAGCACAGGUAUAAUCAAUUAAAAGAAGUCCAAUUGUGAGAAAGUAACUAUUCUAGAGCCGGGAUGUAAAGCUUACAUUAAUUAGGAACAGCCGUCAUGCAUUCGUUACUAAUUUUUAAUUCCACUUCUCUAAAUUUUAACUGGUUGACCCUUGGGUACGUUAGAGUCCACAGCGCUUGCAGUUUGUACAAGUCCUUCCCCUUAAGGUUAUGUGUGGUAAAAAAAUGGAAUCAUCAUCUUGUUACAUUUGUGGCUGUGUUAAAAAGAUCUUAAGAUUCAUAAAUCGUGGAUUAAAUGCUAGAAGAGCUAGUAUUAAAUUUAAAGGAAUGUUGCGAUACAACCUAUACAGGGUGACUUCGAAGUUGAGUCAUUUAUUUUAACAGUGAGUAGGUC
Molecule: messenger RNA, 3326 nt
Organism: Acanthoscelides obtectus
Lineage: Eukaryota; Metazoa; Arthropoda; Insecta; Coleoptera; Chrysomelidae
Source: the annotation of a GenBank genome assembly